AUUACUAUUGAAUACUGUAAUGCUAUUGUUUCGUGUAAAUUGUUGUAUCCUAUUAUAAAAUUAUCACAAGUUCAUAGAUUCAUCAAACAAAAUUGACGAGUAUAUUGUAUGAUUAUUAUGUACUUCGAAGUGGAAUCUGUUCAAAAAUAUCCGACUACAAACAUGAAUAAGUCAGUGGAAGAUUUGUUAAUAUCUAGUCGUGAAGUCAUGACUAAUGUAAAUUCCACGGGUUUAGAAAAUCAAAAUCCAACAAUGAAUACAGGAAAUGGUAUAUCAGAUAAUAUUCAAGAAACAUUUACUGGAGGAAGUGGUGAGAAAUGUAGUCCAGUUUCAAGCCCAAAUUUAUCUCCACGUCCUAGCCCCAAAGUACGUAAUAAAAGAGAUCACUCCAAAACAAAUCAUGAUUCAAAUACCAAAGAAUCUAAUAAUGUGAAUAAAUUGGAUGAACAUCAGUUACAACAACAAGAUAUAGCAAACAAAUCAUCAGACUCUUCUCAAACUGUAAAAAGUUCACAUGAAGGAAAAAAGGAAACACGAAGUAGUGAACGAAAUAAAAAAAAGUCUUGGUAUCAUGUUUUAUAUCCAACUUAUAAAUCUAGAUCUGAUGAUUUCAAGCGAAUAUUUAAAGAUGUACCAAAUGAUGAAAGAUUAGUUGUUGAUUAUUCAUGUGCACUACAGCGUGAAAUAUUAGUUCAUGGAAGACUCUAUGUGUCUCAAAAUUAUAUAUGUUUCUAUGCAAAUAUCUUCAGUUGGGAAACAUUAGUAUGUUUACGUUGGAAGGAUGUUACAUCUAUUACCAAAGAAAAAACUGCACUUGUGAUUCCUAAUGCAAUUCUAAUAUGUACUGCCACUGAUAAGUUCUUUUUAACAUCUUUUGGUGCAAGAGAUAAAACAUAUGUAAUGUUGUUCCGUGUAUGGCAAAAUGCUCUUAUUGGUGAGCCAAUGAAUGCACCUGAAAUGUGGCAACUUGUACAUUCUUGUUACGGAGAUGAAUUGGGUUUAACAUCGGAUGAUGAAGAUUAUGUUCCACCAUUACCACCAGCUGAUGAAGAGAAGCUAUCAACAAGAUUAUCAGUAGAAUCAUUCUCUGAGGUAGAAAGUAGUAAUGUAGAACAUACAGUGACUGGAAUGUCGGAUGCAGUUAAUGAAACUAAAGCAGAAAUUCAUCAUUUACCUCGACCAGAUCCUAUUAUUGAUGCAACUGACCUAAGUGACACAACAGAAAGUGAAGCUGAAAAGCAUGCAUUAAAAUUAGGUAUUCGAAGCAAUGUAGUAUGUACUUCACCACAUGAAGGUCGUCAAGUAGGCAAGGCUACAUUUCCUGUUCAUAUUGAUCAUUUAUUUACUUUAUUAUUUACAAAUUCAAAAUUCUUCUUAGAUUUUCAAACUGCUCGUAAAACUACUGACCUAGUACAAUCAGCAUGGACUCAAAACGAACAAACUGGCCAGAAAGUUAGAAAUUUAUCAUUUACAAUGGCCCUGACUCAAGCUGUUGGACCAAGAACUUCUGAUAUUUCCGAAACUCAGAUAAUGUUGCCAUGUAGUAGACCAGGUCAUUUAUAUAGUAUUGAUGUGGAAAGUGUAAAUGCUGGAAUUCCAUUUGCAGAUUCAUUUUCCGUAUUAAUUCAUUAUUGCAUUACCAGUAUUUCUGAGAAUGAAACAAAUAUCGCAAUUUAUGGGCAAAUAAAGUACAAAAAGAAUGUAUGGGCUUUUGUAAAAAGUGUUAUUGAAAAAAAUUGUUGGGCUGGAUUAGAUGAAUAUUUUACAAGCUUAAUAAAAGCAUUAUCUAUCGAAUGUGAAGAAAGUACUGGAAGUGGAGGAAUAAAGAGAAAAGCAAGAAGAAGACGUCGGGCUACAGGUCCGGGUAUUUCUUUGCAAACUCAUUCUUCAGAUCAUACGUCUUCCACUCUACAAAACUCUUUAAAUUUACCACAUAUGAAUGAUAAUACUGUUUCUGGUGCUCGAGGUGAUUCUAAUAUGAUAAUUAGUUCAAUGCUUUUAAUUGCUGUCUUGUGUCUUAUGGUAAUUAAUGGUUUAUUAUAUUAUAAAUUAUGGAGUUUAGAAGAAGCUGCAGCCUAUACUAUUAUGGAUUUACAUGUAUUAAAAAAUACACCAAAAACUGAGGAAGAUUGGAUUCACUUAUUACAACAACAAGAAAGUUUGCAUAAUAUAGAAAUGAGAAAAUGGCAAAGAGUAUUACAUACUGCUGCACAAUUGCUUAGACAAACAGAGGAAUCAUUAACAGAAUUACAAAUGAGUAUUCAUCCUACUGCAACAGAAAAAAUGUUUUCUGUUUUAAAACCAAAUUUAAAAAGCUUUAAUUCACGUACAGAGCAACAGAGUCAUUCAGAAAUAUAAAAAAAAUACAUGUAAAAAGAUCCUGAUAAAAGUAAUGUGAGUAUUAUAAUGCGAUAAGUUAUUAAAAGUCAUAAUUCUAGUAAACUUUAAGUGUACUUAAUAAAAAGGAUAUGACACUAAUUUAAUUCGGUACACAAGUGCGCUGUGAUGAUAAUGAUUCUUGACAACUUCAAAUGCGCAACAAUGCACAUGCAAAUUAUUUA
Molecule: messenger RNA, 2561 nt
Organism: Eufriesea mexicana
Lineage: Eukaryota; Metazoa; Arthropoda; Insecta; Hymenoptera; Apidae
Product: GRAM domain containing 1B
Exons: 13
Coding region: 109-2358 (749 amino acids)
Biological process (GO): intracellular sterol transport
Cellular component (GO): endoplasmic reticulum-plasma membrane contact site; plasma membrane; endoplasmic reticulum membrane
Molecular function (GO): sterol binding; sterol transfer activity
Source: RefSeq, a predicted model, not a curated record